GCGAGUACGGGUGGACGGAUUCGCGCACCUGUUUUACAAGCUUCGUAGAGCUUUCGUAGCGCUACGAAAAGUUUAAGCCACUACGACGUGACAGUUUAACGUGAGAUCAUUUGUUAAUAGUAACUAAUAGUGAUGAUGUACUUAUGUGGAAAUUAUUUUAAGUAAUUUAAGUUUGGAUGACGAAGUGAGCGCAGCUAAAUGAGCGGCUGGUGCUGCACAGGAGUAUGCUAGUGCACCUCUUGGUUCUUAGCACCGCUCUAGCGGCGGCAACCAGUGGAAAACAUGGAGGUGUAGAAGUACCAGAGUUCGGGGAGCCAAUCACAAACCUGACAGUCCCCAUCGGCAGAGACGCGACGUUCAAGUGUAUUGUAGUCAAUUUGGGCAAUUACCGAGUGGGCUGGGUGAAAGCUGACACAAAAGCCAUACAGGCAAUACAUGAGCACGUCAUUACACACAAUCAUCGGGUGUCCGUCUCCCACGCUGACCAUUCCACCUGGUAUCUGCACAUCAAGAACGUACAAGAAGAAGACCGGGGUCAGUACAUGUGUCAGAUCAACACGGAUCCAAUGAAGAGUCAGAUGGGCUACUUAGAUGUGGUGAUACCCCCGGAUUUCAUACCAGAAGAGACCUCAGGUGACACAAUGGUCCCGGAAGGUGGAAUAGCUAGGGUGUCUUGCAAGGCACGGGGAAUCCCACCACCGAGGGUCAUGUGGAAACGAGAAGAUGGCCAGGAUAUUGUUGUGAGGGACAGUACCGGAGCAAAAACUAAAGUACAUACGUACCAAGGUGAGGUCCUGAAUUUGACCAAGAUAUCACGUUCCGAAAUGGGGACAUAUUUAUGUAUUGCCGGUAAUGGAGUACCGCCCACCGUCAGUAAGAGGAUCCACAUUAGUGUUCACUUUCACCCAGUGAUCCAAGUGCCGAACCAGCUGGUAGGAGCGCCUCUCAGCACCGACGUCACACUGGAGUGUUACGUCGAAUCCUCGCCCAAGUCCAUCAACUACUGGGUCAAAGAUCCAGGUGAAUUGAUUAUACCGUCUGAACACCACGAGAUGACUGUCAGGCAGAAAUCCAUGUUCGAGGCGGAAAUGUCUAUGACCAUCAAGAAUAUUAGAAGGGAGGACCUCGGCAGCUAUAUUUGUGUGGCUAAGAACUCCCUCGGUGACGUUGAAAGCAAGAUAAGGUUGUAUGAAAUCCCCGGGAACAACAGGCACAUUUUUAACUAUCCCGAUGAGAGGACAACUUCAGACGAGGAGUACGGCACCGAAAUAUACGACGAGGAUUUUGAGAAUAAACUAGAUGAGAAAAGCAAUCGGGUGCCCGAUCGCGCGAAUAAAUGGUACGCAAACGAAGGUAAAAUCAUCCUGACAACACUCAACAACGCAGCUAUUUGUUCCACUACACUGACAAUUACGACUAUCUUCUUACGCUUAAUUAAAUUUCUCCUUUAGACUUGUGCAAAACAGUUUUUUGCCCGGCGACUGAUUUUUAAUUAAACAAAAAGCAAUGUAAUUAUUUCAGUAUUAUAUAACGUCAUUAUUCUGGAAAUGUAGAUAGAAAUAAUUUCAGUUGGAAAUUAAUAUUGCGUUGUCUAUGUUACUCUUAGCGUGUAACGUGAUAAUAAUUAGAUUUAAGUAUGUAUAUAAUUUAUUAUGCUAAGGAAGACUAUUAUCUUAAUACGGGUUAGAUGAAUGUUUAUAACGAGUUUAUCAAGACUUAGGUAAAUGUAUUAUUAUAAUCCAGUUUUUUAUUUUCCUUUGCGCUGUCAAACGAAAUAUUAUUUGUGAAAUACAAUCGAACCUGUAUAAAAAAAGUUUUUAAGUAUUCUAACCAAAAACUUUAACAUUUUAGUUAAAUUUGUCGUUAGAAAUAUGUAACAAAGCCAUAGUUUCAUACAUCUAUAACGAACACGAUAUAGAAGUCUUAAAAGCAAACAUAAGAAGUUGGAUUUAAUUGAUAUCUUCUCCUGCAUUGUAGCAUAUGCAAAGACCUCGUCUGUAGAUUAAAGCAUACGACGAAUUUUGGACAUUACAAGAGGUAGAGUAUGAAUCAAACACGUCCUACGUCCCAUUGAGCACACACAACGACAGGAAUGAAAUCUUUGAUUAUCUAGGCUCGAUUGUAUUUCACUUAUUCGUAUUUCUCUAAAUACCUCUAAGAAGUCUUUGUUAUGAAUCAAUAGUACGUUAAUAUCGACUGUAUAAAUAUCUUGGCUUCUGCGUAGAACAGAUGUUAUUGUUUCUGCCAAUAUUUAUCGAACUAUUUUUAUUACGUGAUAUAUUAAGCAUUGUAAAUACAGCAGAAUAUAUAAUGGAUGUUAUAUGAGCUUUUCAUUUCCGUUGUGAGAAGACUUCAACUUUAUUAAACUUUUUUUUUAAUUCUAGCAAUUAUUUUACAAGUGUAUACUUCCGAAAAUGUUGUUUGUAUAAAACAUGAUCUUCCAAACGUUAGCAAAUUGUAAGUUACGAAAAAUAAAUUAGAAAACCAUUCUCAAAAUAACAUAGUUUUAAUACUUCAAGACCUGCACUUAAAGAUAAUAUGUAUAAUUUUCUACAGUUUUUUCUGAUUUGGAUCUCUUGGUGAAUUGAAUGCAUGAGGUCUUGUACUGUUUUACAGACUAUCUUACUAUUACUAAAAGAGCUAUGUAUGUUAACAAGGCAUAAAGUUAAACAGUUUUUAAUAUUGGCUAAUUGGCAUUAUAGUACAUUGCGAUUUUAAUUCAUGCUUGGUGUUAUAUUCUGCUAUUCUGUAAAAUCAAUACUGAUUUCAAUAAGUUAGCAUUGCUACAAUGUAAUAUCGUGUCUAUAUGACGGCACUGAAGGCCGAUUAGAUAUAGGUCUUUCAAUAUCGCUUGAUUAACGUAGUACGUAACUCAUCAUUGCAGUCAGUAUUGGAAUUAGAGGGUAGCUCUGCCGGUUCUAAGAGUCAUUCUCCUAUUCUAGUCAAGGCUAACUCUGUAAUGUACCUACGUUACUACCAUGUCGUUACAAAAAAUAAUAAAUGA
Pieris rapae (cabbage white) is the source of this 3004-nucleotide messenger RNA. Its product is annotated as lachesin-like. The record is from RefSeq and is a predicted model, not a curated record. Bases 225 to 1451 code for a protein of 408 amino acids. The transcript has 9 exons. NCBI's taxonomy places the organism in Eukaryota, Metazoa, Arthropoda, Insecta, Lepidoptera, Pieridae. Gene Ontology annotation, cellular component: neuron projection.